This is a messenger RNA of Botrytis sinoallii, 2490 nucleotides long. RefSeq lists its product as uncharacterized. The record is from RefSeq and is a predicted model, not a curated record. Lineage: Eukaryota; Fungi; Ascomycota; Leotiomycetes; Helotiales; Sclerotiniaceae. Bases 1 to 2490 code for a protein of 829 amino acids. The transcript is spliced from 4 exons. Gene Ontology annotation, cellular component: nucleus. Gene Ontology annotation, biological process: regulation of DNA-templated transcription; DNA-templated transcription. Gene Ontology annotation, molecular function: DNA binding; DNA-binding transcription factor activity, RNA polymerase II-specific; zinc ion binding.
AUGGAUAUCCAACAAUCACCUAGAACGUCUUUACGUUCUGGUGCAACUCAACCCGAGAGUGAUGGAGACAAUGACCAAUAUUAUAGCGGGGAGGAGGAUAGCAUUGAUGCAAAUGGAGACGGUCCUCGCAAAAGGCAGCGUCGACCGAUGUCAGUUUCGUGUGAGCUAUGUAAGCAAAGAAAGGUCAAAUGUGAUCGCGGUCAACCAUCAUGUGGAUGGUGUAGUCGCAAUGGUGCUGUAUGUGAAUACAAAGAGCGCAAGAAACCCGGUUUAAGAGCUGGCUACGGUCGAGAACUGGAACAAAGAUUGGAUCGACUCGAGGAAAUUCUACGCUCGCAUGCUCAAAUUUUAGAAUCAUCCUUUAAUCAAAACAGCAAUAGUGUUGCCAAUAGCGUUCCGAGCGAUCACGGUACACCACAAAGUAUUCACAGCUUCAGACACAAUGAGGGGCUCUCUAAUCAUCGUGGAGGCCAUGUUGCCAGAGCAGAGACAGCCCUAUUUCUUCAAAAGCCUUCUACAUUUGGACAACAAAAUACACCCAUGGAUUUUGGUAAUCCAAUGCCUCCAACUCCCUCGAUGCCAUCUAUUCACGGCGAUAUCUUCCAUCAGCACACCCCUGUAUCACAAGGAUCGCACCUUUCCAUGGAUAUGCAACAAAAUCACUCAAUCCCAACUAGUCAAGCACCAGAUUUUUAUAGUACGAAUCAACCACCUCUACGAUCACCUAGCUUAAACAUAAACCAAAACCCAAAUGAAGUCUCUUCCGAUCAUGCUUUACCGCCGUAUGAUUUACUAUAUGCAUUGGUUGAUCUCUACUUUAAGUAUGUCAAUACUUGGUGUCCAAUAUUACAUCGAAGAUCUACGUUGGAUUCAUUGUUCGGCCCAUCUGCUUUAGAUGAAGCAGAUAAAAUACUUUUACAUGCCAUCGUAGCCACUACCUUGAGGUUUUCCACGGAUCAACGACUUACAGAAGAAAGAAGACGACACUAUCAUGACAUAUCUAAACAGAAGGUAUUGCUGUAUGGAUUAGAAAAUUCCUCGGUUAAAGCUCUACAGGCUCUGGUUAUUCUGGCUUUGGAUCUUGUAGGUAGUAGCAAUGGACCACCAGGAUGGAAUCUAUUGGCUCUAAUUACACGUUCGGUAGUUCAAUUGGGACUUGCUGUAGAGACUACUUCCUUCUCUGUCUCGCCAAACUAUCCUUCGAUUUAUACACUUCGAGCAAUGGUCUUACCAGAACCGGAGAAUUGGAUUGAAGAGGAAUCACGGAGACGCCUUUUCUGGAUGGUAUACCUCUUGGAUCGAUAUGCCACAAUUGCCACAGCUUUUGAAUUUGCCCUGGACGAAAAAGAAGUUGACAGAACUCUACCUUGUCGAGAUGAUCUUUGGAAUAAAAACCAGCAUGUGGAGACUAGAUGGUUCCGCACGAGCGAAAGGACAGAGUACGACAUUGACAAACCAGAGAAUCUUGGUGCAUUCUCGUAUUAUAUCGAAAUCCUUGGGAUUCUCUCAAGAAUUCAUAAAUUCUUGAAGAAGCCAGUAGAUAUCAGUGCUUUGUCCGACGUUGAACAAUGGCAAGGCGAAUAUCGAGAACUGGAUAAUAUGCUCACUUCAUGGAAAUUUAAUCUGCCUGGGGAUUAUGGAAACAUGGCGAAGCUUUUUCAACCAGGAAGCAAUAAAUCCAUCAAUUGUGGCUGGGUUAUGCUACACGCGACAUAUCACACAGCAGUAAUACGCCUUCAUUCAUCGGCUGCUUAUCCUACAACUCGAUCACCUAUUUUUACCCCAUCGUAUAGUGCGAGUCAACGGUGUCAUGGCGCUGUUGAGAAUAUUGCAGCUUUAGGAGAAUACGUGGUCCAAAAUGGCAUGCUCCCAAAAUUAGGCCCACCAUUUGCUUUCACCCUCUGGGUAGCUGCCCGCUUACUCCUCGUCCAUGGUUCAACCAUCGAACACAAACUCAGUCCUCAGAUCCAAUUUUUCGUUGACACACUGCGAGACAUGGGCACCUACUGGCUCGUAGCUGAACGCUACACAACUAUUCUUCAACGGGUACUUGACGAACAUCGCGAAAGCGAAAAUGCUGCUGGUACACACGGCGAACGUGUAACUCCUUCUUCAGUUAAAAUACUUGCGGAUAUGAGGAGAUGUGCAUAUGAUUUAGAUUUUCUAAUCUCGAGACAACCGAAGCAUGUUGGACUUUCACGAAUGCCAAGUAUUACUCCGGCCAGAACUCCAGCACCGAAUGAGUUGGAGUACUUGGAUGUUUUUGAUUUCUUCAAUGUACCCAGAUUACCGGUUGCUUCAGGUGAAAAUCAGGCGAAUGGUAAUGGUGGAAAUGGGAAUGGGAAUGGGAACGGAGUGGGUGAUCUACAGAUGCCGGAGAUGGGAAACGGAUCGAAUGAAUUCAAUAUCACGAAUUUUAUGGUGGAUCAAAAUUCGGAUUGGUUUAAAACUCUGAAACAUGGCAUUGAUGGGGGUCAGAAUAAUAAUUAA